Messenger RNA from Bombyx mandarina (wild silkworm), 811 nucleotides. RefSeq names its product ER membrane protein complex subunit 3 (gene EMC3). NCBI's taxonomy places the organism in Eukaryota, Metazoa, Arthropoda, Insecta, Lepidoptera, Bombycidae. Gene Ontology annotation, cellular component: EMC complex; membrane. Gene Ontology annotation, biological process: protein folding in endoplasmic reticulum. The record is from RefSeq and is a predicted model, not a curated record.
AUGCCCGAGUUACUUUUAGAUCCAAAUAUCCGAUUUUGGGUGUUUCUACCCAUUGUCAUAAUUACAUUUUUGGUUGGAAUUGUGAGACAUUAUGUAUCACUUAUACUGUCCUCUCAAAAAAAGAUUGAACUUAUUCAGGUUCAAGAUAGUCAAGUAAUGAUACGUGCGAGGUUGCUUCGAGAGAAUGGGAAGUAUCUACCUAGGCAGUCAUUUGCUAUGCGUCGCCACUGGUUUAACAAUGAAGAAACAGGCUAUUUCAAAGUACAGAAAAGAGCUGCUGCUUCACAGAAUCCUAUGACAGAUCCAGGCAUGAUGACUGACAUGUUGAAAGGUAAUCUGACAAAUGUCUUGCCUAUGAUUGUCAUCGGAGGAUGGAUUAACUGGAUGUUCAGUGGUUUUCUUACAACCAAAGUACCUUUUCCGCUGACUCUGCGAUUCAAGCCGAUGCUUCAGCGCGGCGUUGAGCUAGCGUAUCUGGAUGCUUCAUGGGUGUCAUCAGCUUCAUGGUAUUUCCUCAAUGUAUUCGGUUUGAGGACAAUAUAUGCACUUGUACUGGGAGAAAAUAAUGCUGCCGACCAGUCGAAAAUAAUGCAAGAGCAGAUGUCUGGAGCGGCAAUGGCGAUGCCUCCCGACCCCAAGGCUGCCUUCAAGGCCGAGUGGGAGGCUCUGGAGAUCACCGAACAUAAGUGGGCGCUCGCCAAUGUCGAAGCAGAUUUAUUACAAAGCAAUACGGAGUGAUCCUAGUUUAUUUAUAGACUACUCUAUCAGAUUCAAUGGUGGUUACCAAUAACAUUUGUAAUCGUAUUCAAAA